Xylaria bambusicola is the source of this 2477-nucleotide messenger RNA. Its product is annotated as armadillo-type protein. Bases 97 to 2226 code for a protein of 709 amino acids. The record is from RefSeq and is a predicted model, not a curated record. The transcript is spliced from 2 exons. Gene Ontology annotation, cellular component: nucleolus. Gene Ontology annotation, molecular function: mRNA binding. Gene Ontology annotation, biological process: regulation of translation. Lineage: Eukaryota; Fungi; Ascomycota; Sordariomycetes; Xylariales; Xylariaceae.
CGCCAGGGAAAUUUCAAGCUGGUGCUAGUUGUAAGCGCAAGUGUCUUGCUUUGAUACCAGAUUUGCGACUUCGUCAAUUUGGCCAAUCUAGCAAACAUGGCGCCCAAGAACGAUGCGGGAAGUAAGAGGAAGCUCCCUAGCCGUAGCAAAGACUCAACAAGCAAGAAACCUAAAUUCGAAAAGCGCCCUCCGCCGCCUCCCGCAGACGAGGACGAUAGUAUAAGUGACGCCGACGACUUUGACGGUAUUUCUGAUCAGGAUGACGAAGGCGGUGCUACAUUAAAUGGGAAGAAAGAUCAAAGGAAUGGUAAUGGCCCUGCUCGCUCUAAAAAUGGAGAUGACGAGGCUGGGAAGACUUUCGAAAGAGGUCAAACCUCGAGAGAGUCCCACCAGAAACAGAAACAAUUGGCCCAAGAGCGGAAGGCUGGCAAACCUCUUGCCGACGAAUUGAACCGAGCUAAGAAACUAUGGGAGAGACUGCGCAGGAAGUCGCAUGUACCAAAGGAGGAGCGAGACAAGCUUGUCGAAGAGCUGUUUGCCAUCACCACUGGACGAAUGAAGGAUUUCGCACUCAAGCACGAUGCGGUCCGCGUUGUUCAGACAGCCAUCAAAUACUCCACACCCGAAAGGCGGAAGAUGAUCGCGAAAGAGCUCCAGGGUACCUAUGCGCUGCUAGCUGAAAGCAGGUACGCUAAGUUCUUGAUCGGCAAGCUUAUUGUCGAAGGCGACAAUGAGGUCCGGGAUCUGAUCGUUCCUGAGUUCUAUGGCCGUGUACGAAAGAUGAUCAACCACCCAGAAGCAUCUUGGAUCCUGGACGAUAUAUACCGAGGCGUUGCGUCUAAAGAACAAAAGGCGAUCCUACUUCGGGAAUGGUAUGGGCCAGAUACCUUCAUCUUGAAGGGGACCAAAGAAGGAGACGCUGCGCCAACAGCUGAGCUUUCGGAGAUUCUGGAAAAGGAGCCAGGAAAACGGGGACCGAUCAUGAAAUACUUGCUGGAUUUGACCAAUCAAUUGAUCCAGAAGAAGAUGACGGGCUUCACGAUGCUCCACGAUGCUAUGUACCAGUACUACACGAAUGUGAAACAGGGGUCUGAGGAAGCCAAGGAAUACAUGGAAAUGAUCAAGGAAGAUGAGAAUGGUGAUCUGCUCAAAAAUAUGGCCUUUACCAAACACGGAGCUCGCCUAGUAUGCUUACUUCUAGCAUAUGGCACGUCUAAAGAUCGAAAACAGAUCUUGAAAACGUACAAGGACACAUUUCAACUCGUGUCCUCCGAUCCUCAUGGUCAUCUCAUCAUACUUACUGCCUAUGACACUAUCGAUGACACGAAGUUAAUGUCAAAAUCUACCAUUACCGAAUUAAUAGGCAAGUCGGAACAAAAUGAAGCUUCCAACGUCGUUCUUCUGGCCAAUGACCCCAACGCCAAGUUGACAAUACGAUAUCUGCUCGAAGGCGCGAGUAAAGUGUUAUUUGAUGGAAGCCGUGCAAACGAUCUUCAACUACUCGAGCAAAUUUGGGAAAUCCGCAAAACUACCAGCAAAAAGGAUCCGGAAACUCGCCGGAAAGAAUUAGUUGCGGCUCUGUCGCCAUCGCUACUGGCUGCCAUAGCUUCAUCACCGGAGGACUUGGUAGCUACCUCGUUUGGGUGCCAAUUGGUGACGGAAGCCCUUAUUUCCUGCGAUGGGGACAAGACCGCAGCACUGAAAGCCGUGGCAUCAACAGCAGGAGGUGAUCCAGAUGCGGAGCCUGAAGAGAGUGGCGAAGAAAAUGAUACUGCAGCCACUUUUUCUUCUCCUCCUCAUAUCUCUAAGUUCCCUCAUGGCGGACGUAUGUUCAAGACCUUGAUAUCCGGUGGCCACUUUGAUAAAUCUACACGCAAAGUUAUACCAUGUGACCCACCGCUUCAUUUUGCCGACAUUCUAUAUCCAGUCAUCAAGGAGCACAUUAUGUCCUGGGCGACAGGACCUAGCUCUUUCGUUGUGCUUAACUUACUUGAGGCGGACGACUUUUCCAAUGGGAACGAAUUGAGAAAGACCCUAAAGAAGAACAAGAAGCAACUCGAGAAGGCAGCAACCGAGGAAACACCGGAGCAAAAGGCAGCUCGGGAGGCUGCUACAACUGACGGCGAAGCCGAGAAAGCGCCAAAGAAGGGCAAGAAAUCGGGCGGCAAGAAGGAAAAGCCCGUGGGUAAUAUGGGCUCUAAGUUAUUACUCGAGAAAUUGAAUUAGACGGCGUUUUAUGGGGCUAUGAGCGCUCGAGAACUCCGAUGUAGAGAAGCGGAAGCGCAUUCAAAUUGAAUUUAAUACAUUCAGGACAAUUCUUUCUUUCUUCAUUGAUAACCAUGGGGUUUUGAUAAUUGUAGCUCUUCUGGCAGCAGGUAUUCGUGCCAGCAUGCUAAGCAAUAGUACGUAUACGUAAUACAGAGUGAUCCGAAUUCUGCCGGACGUGUUACAGCGACGAAUGUGUUAGAUCACUGCCC